AACAUUCAAUAGUGUACGCGUAGCCUGUGAUCACGGACUACCUUGCCAUCGCGCCACACGUGGAUAGUGAUCGUCUGUCAAUUUUUUCUUCGUUCGUGGUAACUAAAUGACGGCCACUGCAGCUGCUCUGAAAAGGCUCGAGGCCUUGUUCGACGACGUAAAACUCAAGAACGAUGUCGGCGAUCCACUUAGUAGGGCCAAGAGAGGGUCUGUAGAAAAGGUCACGUUCGCCGUGACCGCAGACUGUGACAUACACGGUCGCCGUAAGUCCGAGCACCUUCAUGGAAAUCACAAAGCUAGCAUCGUAUCGUCAGUGCCUUCACGGCGCGAAUCCAUGCCAAUCACCGGCUCUAUUCCGGCGGCUAGCAUGCGCCGUCGCGACUCCAUCGUGCUGGGUUCGCCGGGUCGCGAAACCCUUUGCCAUCACCCUUCUUCGUUUCCGUCGUCGCUGCGCCGAGACUCAUCCUCGUUAUCCGCAAACCCGCCGCGCCGCGAUUCGCUGAAUUCAAACGGACGCCGGGACUCACUGUCGCCGCCGACGGUCACGGCGACCACGGGCGUCGUGUUGCGUCGUGACUCUGGCACCGGCCGCAAGGAGUCAGUGCCGGCGUGGCGCAGGUUCUCCACCGAUUCGCUGGAUUCCGUGCGUCGCAACUCUUGGGACCCAAACAGAAGAGGAUCGUCAGGAUCUUCUGCCGGUUGCGAAGACACUAUUUUAGAGGAAAGCUCGCGGCCGACGGCGACUAAAACUCUCAACAACGGUGAUGGCUCGGAUAUAUAUAGCAACGACAACGGUAGCAAACCAAGAUUUAUGGCCGUCACCCGACUUGAAGACGUGCAAGCGGUCCGGUGCGCUGAAUUUCACCCCCACGGAUCAGUGUAUGCUGUGGGUUCCAACUCCAAGACAUUGCGUAUAUGCGCUUAUCCCAAAGUGACGGACAUCAGAGAAAACCAUGUGGCCCAACAACCGACGGUGUUGUUCAAACGUACCAGACACCACAAAGGUUCGAUAUACUGCAUGGCAUGGACACCCGACGGUUCGCUGAUAGCUACCGGUAGCAAUGACAAAACGGUCAAGUUGAUGAAGUUCAAUCCAGAGACUUCAAAUCUGGAAGGCCAAGAAAUCGAGCUGGCUAUGCACGACGGUACCGUCAGGGACGUUUGCUUCAUCGAGGACACCAUCAACAGGAGCAGCUUGCUGAUCAGCGGAGGUGCUGGCGACUGCAAGAUAUAUGUGACCGACUGCGAAACCGCACAACCUUACCAGGCGCUUAGUGGCCAUUCCGGGCACAUACUGACGUUAUACAAUUGGGGAGGAGCCAUGUUCGUAAGUGGAAGCAACGACAGAACAAUCAGAUUUUGGGACUUGCGAACGAGAGGAUGUGUAAACGUAGUGACACCGAUCACGUCGGCGACCAGUCGGCAAGGUUCUCCGGUGGCUGCAGUUUGUGUAGAACCUUCAGGUCGUCUUUUGGUCAGCGGUCACGAGGACUCGGCUUGUGUUCUUUACGAUAUUCGAGGAUCGAGGAGUUUGCAAUGCUUUAAACCACACUCUGCCGAUGUACGGUCGCUGCGCUUUUCGCCCAGUGCCUAUUACUUAUUGACGGGUGGAUACGACAACAAACUGGUGCUCACCGAUUUGCAAGGCGACUUGACCACCACUUUACCAAGUGUUGUAGUGGCACAACAUCAAGAUAAAGUGAUAUCUGGCCGAUGGCACCCGACAGACUUUUCAUUUCUGAGCACCAGCGCUGACAAGACAACCACAUUGUGGGCUUUGCCGCCGUACAAAUAAUUAUUUACAAUUAAUCAUAAUCAACGAUCUAUGUAUUAUUAUGCAAUAUACGCCAGCUUUUGAACACAUGCUUAUUACUGAACGAUUUUUUUAAAUUAAAUAUAUUUAAAAACUAAAUAACAAUUAUUUAUUUUUGCUAACUUAUUGAGCUAACAAUUUAUGAUUUAACCGAUAGUGUUAUAAAAUUUUACGAUCUGUUUUAUAUAUUUUAUUAUUAUUAUUAGUUAGAUAUAUUAUAUUACUACUUACGUAUAUAUUUGUUUGUUGCUUUUUUCUAAUUCUACCAAAUGUUUUUGUUA
Adelges cooleyi (spruce gall adelgid) is the source of this 2094-nucleotide messenger RNA. Its product is annotated as WD repeat-containing protein 47. The transcript is spliced from 6 exons. The coding region runs from base 107 to 1795 and encodes 562 amino acids. Gene Ontology annotation, molecular function: protein binding. NCBI's taxonomy places the organism in Eukaryota, Metazoa, Arthropoda, Insecta, Hemiptera, Adelgidae. The record is from RefSeq and is a predicted model, not a curated record.